Messenger RNA from Colletotrichum higginsianum IMI 349063, 438 nucleotides. RefSeq lists its product as uncharacterized. The transcript has 2 exons. NCBI's taxonomy places the organism in Eukaryota, Fungi, Ascomycota, Sordariomycetes, Glomerellales, Glomerellaceae. The coding region runs from base 1 to 438 and encodes 145 amino acids. The record is from RefSeq and is a predicted model, not a curated record.
AUGGCGUCCAACAGCGGCGUACCCGAAUCGGAGGACGUCAAGUCCUCAAUCUUUAGCAUGCUGCACGAUUACGGUACAAACCCCCUCCCGCCCGCCAUCCACGCCAUCUUCAUCGCCGCUCUGCACGCGCGGCCCCUCAAGGUUCUCCCGUGCUCCUUCGCGCCCGCCCUGCUUUUCAGCAGCUACGUCAACCUUGCCGGCUUCCCUACCGACAGCGCCGGCUUCACCUGCGCCCUCUCCGGCCUGUAUGCCCUCCUCGCCCUGCGCCGCCGCCAGCCCCUGCGCAGCAAGUUCACCGCCCGUGGCCUUGUGCGCGGCACCGCAAUUGGCAUGGGCUUUGCCAACUCGGCUGCCGGCGCCUGGGUCUACGCCAACGGCGACCGCAAGGCGGACGAGGCCGCGAGAAGGGAGCGGAACCGCUGGGGUGGCGACGCGUAG